Molecule: messenger RNA, 2107 nt
Organism: Pelagomonas calceolata
Lineage: Eukaryota; Pelagophyceae; Pelagomonadales; Pelagomonadaceae
Source: the annotation of a GenBank genome assembly
AUGUUCGCCCUCCGCCGCGCCCUCCGACCGCUCAACGUCGCCGCCGCAUCAUUAACGACGCUGCAGCUCACGAAAUGCGACGAGAAGAAAGGCGCGGCCGUCGGCAUCGACCUCGGCACGACGUACAGCUGCGUGGGAAGCUUCCGCAACGGCAAGGUUGAAAUAUUGGCGAACGCCGAGGGUAUGAGGACGACGCCGUCCUAUGUGGCUUUAUCAACGGGCCACGAGCGACUGGUCGGCGACGCGGCGAAGAACCAGGCCGCGCGAAACGCCAGAGGCACGAUUUAUGAUGCGAAACGCUUGAUUGGCCGAUUGGCCUCCGAUUCCACGGUAAAAGCUGAUCUAAAGAGGUGGCCCUUCGACGUCGUCGCCGGCGAGGGCGGCAAGGCCAUGAUCCGGGCGACGAGUCCCGACGGCCAAACAUCUACGUUACACCCCGAGGAGGUCUCCGCGGCUGUGUUGUCGAAGCUCAAGAAGGACGCCGAGAGCGCGUUGGGUAAAAGUGUGGAUCGAGCCGUGAUCACCGUACCGGCGUAUUUUAAUGAUGCGCAGCGCCAGGCCACGAAAGACGCUGGCGCGAUUGCCGGUCUUGAGGUGUUGCGGAUCAUCAACGAACCGACGGCGGCGGCCCUAGCCUACGGGCUCGGCGGGAAGGAUUCGAGGGGCAACGACGCCGACGCGACCUCUGCGAGGCCCGUUACUGUUUUAGUCUACGACCUCGGGGGUGGCACCUUCGACGCCACUCUGUUAGAGAUGGAGAGCGGCGUGCUGGAAGUCAAGGCGACGGCGGGCGACACGCAUCUCGGUGGAGAGGACUUUAGCAACGCGCUGACGGACUUCGCCGCGCGACACCAGCGUCCUAUCCGCUUCGACGGCGUAUCGACGCGUCGUCGCCACGCAGGCCAAGCACUUCUGCGAGCAGCACCCCCAGUUAUUUGAUGACAAAAAAGGUAGCCCAGACGCGUCCUGGCUCGACGCAAAAGCAAGGAGGCGCCUCUACCUCGCCUGCGACCGCGCGAAGAGGGAGCUGUCGGCGGCGACGAAAACGAGUAUAGAUGUCGAUGCCUUGUACAAAGGCGAGGACUUCGCCCUGGACAUCACGCGAUCGAAAUUCGAGAGCUUGUGCGAUCCAUUGUUUGACCGGUCCAUAAGAUCUGUCAAGCGGGUCCUCAAGGACGCAAAAGUCGACGCGAAGGACGUCGACGAAAUCGUGCUCGUCGGCGGCUCGACGCGCGUGCCGCGCGUCCGAGAGAAGCUGCUGGCGUUCUUCAACAACGCGCAGAAAGCGACGCUGAAUUGUUCCCUGAACCCUGACGAGGCUGUUGCAUAUGGCGCCGCGGUCCAUGCGGCUUCCUUGGCCGGCGAGUCCGAGGGCGGCUUGGUGUUGUUGGAUGUCGCACCGUUGUCAUUAGGCAUCGAGACCGCUGGUGGAGUGAUGACGAGAUUGAUCGAGCGGAACACGACGAUCCCGGCCAAGGCAGCAAAGGUCUUCACGACCCACCAAGACAACCAGCCCGGCGUCGACGUCAAGGUCUUCGAAGGGGAAAGGGCGUUGACGGCGCACAAUCGGUUGUUAGGAGACUUUUCAUUAGGAGGCAUCGCGCCCGCUCCGAGAGGCGUGCCGCGCGUCAACGUGACUUUUGACGUCGACGCCAACGGUAUACUAUCGGUCAACGCUUCGGACGAGGCGUCGGGCCGGUCGCAGUCCAUCACGAUCACGGCGGACAAGGCCGGCAAGUUGAGCAGGAGGGACGUCGAGCGCAUGAUCGCGGACGCGGAGGCGCACGCGUCCGACGACGCGGCUGCUUUAGAUAAAGCGCGGGCGCGCAACGACUUGGAAGGUGCCUGCUACAGCGCGCGGUCGACGUUAUCGAAGCACGCGAGCGAUCUAGAUGUUUCGGCGGCCCAAGCGGAAGUAGACGAUGCGUUGAGGUGGUUGAACGAGAAUAAUGAUGCCGACGCCGACGCCGUGCGCAAGCGCCAGCAGGCCUUCGACGCGAUCGUCCACCCGGUCAUCGCGAAGUGCUACGAGGCGACCAAGCCGGCAGACGACGAUGAUGAUGGUGAAGACCCGUCGGACGACAAGUUCUUCGACGGGGACAAGUAG